This is a messenger RNA of Scatophagus argus, 1251 nucleotides long. It is a transcript of the gene mnat1, whose product is annotated as MNAT1 component of CDK activating kinase. The record is from RefSeq and is a predicted model, not a curated record. Gene Ontology annotation, cellular component: transcription factor TFIIH holo complex. The transcript has 8 exons. NCBI's taxonomy places the organism in Eukaryota, Metazoa, Chordata, Actinopteri, Scatophagidae. Gene Ontology annotation, molecular function: cyclin-dependent protein serine/threonine kinase activator activity. Gene Ontology annotation, biological process: nucleotide-excision repair; positive regulation of cyclin-dependent protein serine/threonine kinase activity; regulation of transcription by RNA polymerase II. The coding region runs from base 113 to 1042 and encodes 309 amino acids.
UUUCCCGUCGGACCACAUUCUGUGUGACGCUGCGGUUCGCCGACAGCACAGGAGAGCUGCAAAUUGUUGACAUUUUUUCUCAAGCUUUUUAUGUUGUGUAGCACAGACAGAAAUGGACGACCAGGGGUGUCCGAGAUGCAAAACAACCAAAUACAGAAAUCCGUCGCUGAAGCUGAUGGUGAAUGUCUGCGGUCACACGCUAUGCGAGAACUGCGUGGAGAUGCUGUUUGUGCGCGGCUCGGGUAACUGCGUGCAGUGCGACACGCCCCUGAGGAAGAGCAACUUCCGCGUGCAGCUCUUCGAGGACCCGACUGUAGAUAAGGAGGUGGAGAUUCGCAAAAAGGUGCUGAAGAUAUACAACAAGAGAGAUAGUGACUUCUCUAGUCUGAGAGACUACAAUGACUACCUGGAGCAAGUGGAGGACAUAGUGUAUAACCUGACGAACAACAUCGAUGUGGAGAACACCAAGCUGAGGAUGGAGCAGUACCAGAGGGAGAACAGAGAUAUUAUCCAGAGGAAUAAGGCUAAACUUACACGAGAGCAAGAGGAGCUGGAGGAGCUGCUGUUGCUGGAGCAGCAGGGCAAUGAGCAGCGGAGGUUGGAGGUGCUGCAGGAGGAGCAGAGGCAGCUACAAGCCAAGAGGAAGAACAAGCAGGCUCUUCUGGAUGAACUGGAGCAGUCUCAACUUCCUGCCACCGUCUUGCUUGCACAACACAAGGUCCGUGCUGCCCGGUUGGAGACCGAGAUAGAGCAGCAGAAGCAGGCGGUCAAACCGACAAAUCUGUUUUCAACUGGAAUCCAUAUGCGUCAGACAGUGUCUCUCCAGGCUGUGCCCAAGAUUGAGGAAGUUCUGUACAACUACAAGCCCCUUCAAGUCGAAACCUAUGGACCUCCAGUGCCUGAACUGGAGCAGCUGGGCAGACACGGGUAUCUGAACCACGUGCGGGCUGCCAUGCCGCAGGACACAGCUGGAGGAUACACCUCAGCCUUGGCAUGUCAUCGAGCAAUUCAAGAUGCUUUCAGUGGGCUGUUUCUUCUGUAAGAUUUAACACAUCCACGGCUCAAACAGCACAACGGCCGCUGGUUGGAAAUACGAUGAAAAGGACUAUUAAAAACCACACUGCUAUCACCAUGGAGAGGGCAGAAGCUGCUCUGGUGGACAUUGCUCGGAUAGAUUUUUUGUCAAGGUGUGGAUGUCUUUUUAUAUUUUGUUAAGUUUAUAUUUAAAUAAAUCACAGUGAAUACUGAGAA